This is a messenger RNA of Aspergillus nomiae NRRL 13137, 911 nucleotides long. Its product is annotated as succinate dehydrogenase cytochrome b560 subunit. The annotation marks the transcript as partial. The transcript has 3 exons. The record is from RefSeq and is a predicted model, not a curated record. Lineage: Eukaryota; Fungi; Ascomycota; Eurotiomycetes; Eurotiales; Aspergillaceae. Gene Ontology annotation, molecular function: electron transfer activity; succinate dehydrogenase activity. Gene Ontology annotation, biological process: mitochondrial electron transport, succinate to ubiquinone; tricarboxylic acid cycle. Gene Ontology annotation, cellular component: membrane.
AGUUCGAGGCGUCUUUCUUCCUGGACGACGACGGCUACUUGUCUGGAUUAUCAGCUCUGCACCGUUGAACGGAUCCCUAAAACACAUCAUGAUUUCUCAGAAGGUUGCUCAGCAAUCGCUGCGGCGGCUUGCCGUCCAGCAGCCCUAUGCCAUGCGCUGGUCUUUGAUGAACUCCGCAACCCCCGCUGCUGUCGCUAUGGGACGUUUUAUGCAGACCAGGCAAGCUGCUACUACCUCGAACACCUCUGACCCCACCAAAAUCCUUGCGCAACAGCGUCUGAACCGUCCCGUUUCCCCUCACCUUUCCAUCUACCGCCCCCAGAUCACUUGGAUCGGCAGUAGUUUCCACCGUAUUACCGGAUUCGCCCUUUCUGGCUCUCUGUAUCUUUACGCGACUGCAUACCUUGCCUCGCCCUUGCUCGGCUGGCAUCUGGAGUCGGCCUCCGUGGCCGCUGCUUUCGCUGCCCUUCCCAUUGUUGCCAAGGUCCUUCUCAAGGGUGUUAUGGCUCUUCCAUUCACCUACCACUGCUUUAACGGAGUGCGUCACUUGGUCUGGGAUCUUGGUAGGGGAAUUACCAACCAGCAGGUCAUCAAGUCUGGUUGGACUGUUGUGGGCCUGAGCGUGCUCAGCGCCCUUGCUCUCGCCUUCCUGUGAUUUUCUUGUGUCAUACCUAUUAAGCUGAUCUUGUUUCACUAAAACUGUUUUCUAUGCAUUAUAUCUUAUCCCGGUCAAUUCAAACUGAUUUUUGAAUUUCAUGAUUAUUCCUUUUCAGACAUCCAUGGUUCUGGGCUUGGGGACGUAGAUCACCUAAAGAUCGCAGGCACGAAAGGGUGAACAACAAACAGAGACUGAAUAUUUUAGGAGAGCCAGCGUUGUAUUUUCAAUGCCGUGUCCCAGUUUUCCAUGUUGA